Messenger RNA from Papaver somniferum (opium poppy), 894 nucleotides. RefSeq lists its product as uncharacterized. The coding region runs from base 1 to 894 and encodes 297 amino acids. Lineage: Eukaryota; Viridiplantae; Streptophyta; Magnoliopsida; Ranunculales; Papaveraceae. The record is from RefSeq and is a predicted model, not a curated record. The transcript has 2 exons.
AUGGAGGGUAAUCCAACUUUUGUGUACAUGAGCAAGAUGAAAAGACUUAAGACUGAUUUAAAGGAAUGGAACUGGUCUGUUUUUGGAGAUGUUAACAAGAAACUGAAGCAAUUAGAAGACGAAAUAAUGGAAGCUACAUCCCUUUCAGAUAAUAACCCUUCAGAUACUUCAUUACUUAACAAUCUUAUAACUGCAAGGGGAAAACAAGAAAUGAGAUUAAGACAAGCUCAAAAUAUGAUAACAGAACUGGAAAAGUAUUCAGGAGUAAUCAUCACAGAGCAAAAAGAAAUAGCAAGUGAGUUAGUCAAUCAUUCUGAAGAAAAAUUCAAAUAUAAAGAUGUUAAUAUUGAUGAGAGUAUACUUGCAAAUAUACCUAAAGUGAUUACAAUUGAAGACAAUGCCAUACCAUCUGAUGAAGAAAUUAAAGUAGCAGUUUUUGAUUUGAAUCCAGAAAAUGCUCCUGGUCCUGGUGGUUUUGCAGGAUGGUUUUAUAGAUCAUGGGAGAUAAUUGGUGCUGAGUUAACAAGAGCAAUACAAUUCUGCUGGAGCAAAGGUUUUAUUUCAAAUGGUCUAAAUGAAAACUUUCUAAAGUUAUUGCCAAAGGUGAAUAAUGCAAAAAAGGCAAAACAAUUCAGACCAAUUGGACUCAUGAAUUUUAGCUUCAAGAUUUUUACAAAAAUAUGGGCUACAAGGUUGGAGAAGAUAAUUAACAAAGUAGUUUCACCUCAGCAAGGAGCAUUCAUAAAAGGCAGAACAAUUCAAGAACAAAUUGCUUUGGCAUCUGAAAUGAUCAAUGAGAUUGAAAUCAAAGGAAAGGAGGCAACUUUGGUUUCAAACUGGAUAUUACUCAAGCAUAUGAUUCUCUUAGCUGGAGAUUCUUAUUUCAAGUCCUAA